Caenorhabditis briggsae is the source of this 231-nucleotide messenger RNA. The record is from RefSeq and is a predicted model, not a curated record. Lineage: Eukaryota; Metazoa; Nematoda; Chromadorea; Rhabditida; Rhabditidae. The transcript has 2 exons. The coding region runs from base 1 to 231 and encodes 76 amino acids.
AUGAAGGCGACUCGCUACGAGACGAUUAUUGAGGAGACAACGGAUGAGAACGGACGAUUGGUCGCUCCUCAACAACUCGUUCCAUACGAGACGUUUCAGUUGGAGGACCCAACACCAUCAACAGUCAGCUGGUACUGUCUUCCAGUCGGAUUCGUUGCCGCCGUUGUCGCUGAGUGUGCCGAAACAUGCAUGAAGUUGUUCGGCUUCUGUAGUCGUAACGUUGAAGUAUAA